This is a messenger RNA of Acanthosepion pharaonis, 1593 nucleotides long. The record is from the annotation of a GenBank genome assembly. Lineage: Eukaryota; Metazoa; Mollusca; Cephalopoda; Sepiida; Sepiidae.
AUGUAUCUAUCUGCCUGUUUAUAUAUAUAUAUCAGUCUUUUUAUAUCUAUCUAUCUAUCUAUCUAUCUAUCUAUCUAUUGUGUUUCUGUGUGUCUGUCUAUCUAUCUAUCUAUCUAUCUAUCUAUCUAUCUAUAUCUAUAUAUAUAUAUAUACGUUACUACUCUUUCUUUACCACCUUCUUUCUCCCUUUUUUCGUUUUCCUAUUCUGCCUUUUUACCAUAUAUUUACUUUUUUUUCUUUUUUCUGGUUUUCUUCCCUUAUUUUCUUCUGCCUUUUUCUAUCUAUCUAUCUAUCUAUCUAUCUAUCUAUCUAUCUACCUAUUAUAUACCGUUACAACACUAUCUAUCUAUCUAUCUAUCUAUCUAUCUAUCUAUCUAUCUAUCUAUCUAUCUAUUGUCGGAAAUAAUGAAUAGACUUACUUCCUCAUACCGAAGCAACUUUCUUUCAUGCGCCUCUUCAAUCCCUUCUUCCCAUGCUACUGCCAGUUCACCAAGCAACAGAUGUUGUUUCUCAAUAUCAACUAAGACCAGAUCUGGUCACAGACCAGAUGCAAUAACCUCCAUUGGCAGUGUUGCAUCCACCAACACUCUCCACUUCCUUGUGUUUCCCGACCUGAUCUUCUGCCUUGUGACAGUCGCACCUUGCUUCAGGAAGGCUACCCUUCGCAGGUCCAAUGAGGGGAUGCUAGCAUUUCUUGCAGCUGCUACCAUGAACUCCAGAACCAAGUUAUGUCUCAAAGUGUACGAGCAAUUCUGCAGCGCCUUUGGACAGGCUGACAUUCAAUCUAAUCUGUUCCUUUCUUGUGCUCCAUCUAUCUGUUUAAUCUUUUUAAGUGGGUUACUCGCCGCUUUCUCCUGCUUCUGUUUCCUUCGACGUCUUCUUGAUGUGUGUAUUAUCUCUUCCUCUAUCUUCCCUUUCUUUCUUUCUUUCUUUCUUUCUUUCUUUCUUUCUUUCUUUCUUUCUUUCUCGAAACACAUAUACACAUAUGUUCAUGAUCUAUCAAUUUAUCAAUCACUGUAUUCAUUAUCUAUCUAUCUAUCUAUCUAUAUCUGUUCAUUAUCUAUCUAUCUAUCUAUAUCUGUUCAUUAUCUAUCUAUCUAUCUAUCUAUCUGUCUUCUGUUCAUGAUAUAUUUAUUUAUCUAUCACUGUAUUCAAUAUCUAUCUAUCUAUCUAUCUAUCUAUCUAUCUAUCUAUCUAUCUAUCUCUGUUCAUUAUCUAUCUAUCUAUCUAUCUAUCUAUCUAUCUACUCUGUUCAUUAUCUAUGUAUUGAAGUCUGUUCAUGAUAUAAUUAUUUAUCUAUCACUGUAUUCAAUAUCUAUCUAUCUAUCUAUCUAUCUAUCUAUCUAUCUAUCUCUUCUGUUCAUGAUAUAUCUAUUUAUCUAUCACUGUAUUCAAUAUCUAUCUAUCUAUCUAUCUAUCUAUCUAUCUAUCUAUCUAUCUAUCUAUCUAUCCAAAAAUGUUGGGUGUAUCUGUUUCAAUAUCUUCGCAUCAGCCUUUCUAUCACAUUAUUUUUAUAAUUAUUUGACCUUUUCAUAUCUAUCUAUCUAUCUAUCUAUCUAUCUAUCUAUCUAUCUAUCUAUCUAUCUAUCUUAA